AUGGAAUGCAGCGAUCCAGAAAAGUUCGAAGAAUUGCAUGUUCAUAAUGUCUACCAGGAGAUUGCUGAACACUUCUCCUCCACGAGAUAUAAGCCUUGGCCGAUUGUCGAGCGGUUUUUAAAGGAACGCCCGCCAGGUUCGAUCGGCCUAGACAUCGGUUGUGGGAAUGGCAAAUAUUUACCCGUCAAUUCUGACAUUUUCAUUGUUGCGUCAGAUCGAUCUGAAGCCUUGGCGCGGAUUGCCAGUGCGCAUUAUCCACAUUCUUCGAUUGUCGCUGACAAUCUGAAUUUACCACAUCCGGAUGGCAUCUUCGAUUUCGCCAUUUCCAUUGCAGUGGUACAUCACCUGUCAAACCAUGAACGCAGAGUCAGAGCUAUUCAGUCUAUCCUGCAAACGCUCAAGCCGCCUCACGAUGGUUGUGAAGGUGGCAAAGCAUUGAUCUAUGUCUGGGCAUUGGAGCAGAAAAACAGUAGGAGGGGAUGGGAUGCUGGCGAUGACCAGGACGUCAUGGUACCCUGGGUGAGAAGAGAAAAACAUGGUGAUGAUAAGUCCGGGGCGUCAACAAAGACUUUUCAUCGCUACUAUCAUUUGUAUGAAUCACAGGAGAUAGAACGAGAUAUCGUUGCCGCUGGUGGUCAAGUCUUGGAUCAUGGUUAUGAAAAAGACAACUGGUGGGCUAUUGCAGGCUUAAAGUCAGUGGGUUGA
Molecule: messenger RNA, 705 nt
Organism: Histoplasma mississippiense
Lineage: Eukaryota; Fungi; Ascomycota; Eurotiomycetes; Onygenales; Ajellomycetaceae
Exons: 3
Coding region: 1-705 (234 amino acids)
Biological process (GO): tRNA wobble uridine modification
Cellular component (GO): nucleus; cytoplasm
Molecular function (GO): S-adenosylmethionine-dependent methyltransferase activity; tRNA binding
Source: RefSeq, a predicted model, not a curated record